Tigriopus californicus is the source of this 5854-nucleotide messenger RNA. RefSeq lists its product as uncharacterized. The transcript is spliced from 2 exons. Bases 224 to 1621 code for a protein of 465 amino acids. NCBI's taxonomy places the organism in Eukaryota, Metazoa, Arthropoda, Copepoda, Harpacticoida, Harpacticidae. The record is from RefSeq and is a predicted model, not a curated record.
UUCUGCAAUACACUACGGGUGAGCCUCAUGAUCUUAUAUCCGCGUGUGUCUACCUUGAUCCUAAAGAUGGCUACAAGGAGGCAAGGAAGCUCCUAGAUCGAGAAUAUGGAAACAAGUACGGCAUAGCAGCCGCCUUUCGCAAAGAAAUGAACAACUUCCCCCACUUCAAAGAAGAUUCAGAUAAAAUCAAGGAGUACUGUUGCUGACUAAGUGUGGUACAGGCAUGAAAACCAUGAAAAGCCUCGUGACAUUGGACGACAGUGAGCUAAUUUUCAGGCUAAUGCUCAAACUUCCUCCCCCCUGCAAAAGAAAAUGGAGACAAACAGUUCAGCAGAUCGAGGAAAAGCAAAAUAAAGAAGCUGGCUUUGAGGAUUUCUCCGUCUUCGUUCGCCAUCUCUCAAGUGAGUGGAACCAUGCAGUGUAUGGUCUAAAGAAAAAAGCGGAAAUAGACCCCAGCACCUCCUUGAUUUCGAAGGACAGAAGGAACCUGUCUUUAGCCACCAACACGUCACGAUCAAGCCUCACUAGAAACUCAAAUCGAACUGAGUUAAGGUCUUGCCCAUUCUGCGUAAGAAACCACCCCAUUGAUACCUGUAAUGAAGCCAAGCGCUUCUCAUUGCAAGAAAGACGGGAAGUCUUGAGAGGGCGAUGCUUCGGGUGCUUAGAAUGGGGGCAUUGGGCGAGGGCAUGCCAUCAGCAAAAGUUGUGCGACGUUUGUUCGAGGAGGCAUCCCACCAUUCUCCAUGAGGAAGAGCUACAACCAGAUGGUCAGGACUCUUUGCAAACCACGCCGGAAGUCAACGUCAGGGGAGUCCAGGUGUUAAGCAAUGUUAAGAGCGACAACCUACUGGCGAUAGCAGUGGCCUUGGUCCCUGUCAGGAUCCGCAUCCAAGGGCUAGAGAAGGACAUCGUGACUUACGCAGCUCAAGACUCGUAUAGCACAGACACUUUCAUCAAAGAGGAACUUCUCAAGGCACUAGGCAUCGAAGGCACACCAACCACCGUCUUUCUAACAACUAUGGGACAGAAGAGAUCGCCUAUCACAGCCCGAACCGUGAAAGGCCUUGAGAUCUCAGACAUGAAUAACGAAAAUACAGUAACCCUGCCGGAAGUUUUAGCUUACAAGGACUUACCAGUAGAUCGCGGAUAUAUCCCAACUCAAGACCAGAUUAACUCAUGGCCACAUUUAGCAAAGCUUCCAAUCCAAUGGUCCGCAGCAAAGGUUGGAGUUUUAAUUGGAAUGAACGUUCCUGGAGCUUUACGACCACUCAAAGUGGUGCAUGGUAAGGACGACGAACCUUAUGCCCUUCAGACCAAGCUGGGCUGCACUAUUCAUGGACCCAUGGGAAGAAAUUCUAAUCGACAACACAAGUGCAAUUUAAUCAAGAUAGACAACGGAAACAUUAAGGACAUGAUCCAAAAACUGUAUGAUCAAGACGUGCCGGACCCUGUCGGAGCUGCUGCCCUUGGCCCAUCUGUGGAAGACCGCCAAUGGUUAAAAAUGUUGAAGGAUGUGCUCGCCUCGUUGACGGGCACUAUCUCAUUAAUCUCCCUUUUAGAAGUCCCAAACCAAAAUUCCACAACAGCAGAGAGCAAGCACUGCAACGCGUUCUUGGCCUAAAAAGGAAAUUGUUGAGGGACCCAUCCUACUUCACCGACUACAAGUCCGUAAUGGAAGACCUAUUGGCUAAAGGUUUCAUGGAAGCGGCAAUGAACCCCAGAGAGGAUCCAAGUAAAGAGGUUUUUUACAUCCCUCACCAUGGAGUCUGUAAUCCUCGAAAACCGGGGAAACUUCGUGUUGUGUUUGAUUGCUCUGCCGCAUACAACGGAGUGUCGUUAAAUUCAGCGCUACUCCAAGGACCUGAUCUCACCAACGGCCUCUUGGGAGUGCUCUUUCGUUUCAGACAAGAGAAGGCAGCCCUGGUUGGGGACAUUGAAGCAAUGUUCCAUCAAGUCAAAGUACCCGAUGGCGAUUGAGAUUUUCUCAGGUUAUUGUGGUGGCCGGAUGGAGAUCUAGACAAUCCAGUGCAAGAGUUCAGGCUGGCCGUACAUCUUUUUGGAGCGGUCAGCUCCCCAAGUUGCGCCAACUUCGAUCUCCAGAAGACAGCAAGAGAUCAUGCGGCCCAAUUUGGAGAGGAAACAACCAGGAUUGUUCUGAAAAACUUCUACGUCGACGACCUCUUGAAGUCGGUCAAAUCCGUAGAAGAGGCACAGACCUCACAGAAGGAGCUCGUCCUACUUUGUGCUAAAGGGGGUUUCAAACUUACUAAGUUCAUCUCCAAUCGUGUGGAAGUUAUCAACUCGAUCCCUCCAGACCUUAGGGCCCCUUGUUUGGGCGCUAGGGUAGAGCUCAAAAUCGAUGGUGUGGUAGAACGAGCUCUCGGGAUCCUAUGGAGUGUUGACAGAGAUUGCUUCGAAUUCUCUGUGCUGCCGGAGCAGGAUUUGUCUACGAAAAGAAAACUUCUAUCUACUAUUAGUUCAGUCUACGAUCCUUUGGGGAUGGUCGCCCCAGCGGUUCUCCCUGCACGCUAACACUUCAGAGACUUGACUUUGCUUGCAAAUCAUGGAUGGGACACGCCAAUCCCACCAUGCGAACUUACCAAAUUACAAAAAUGGACGACCGAGAUGUCCAAGCUUGCAGGCUUGUCCAUUCCGAGGUGCUUCAAGUCAGCCUUGUCGGGAAACGUCAGAUCUUGUCAGCUUCACCACUUUUGCGAUGCCAGUGAAAGAGGCUAUGCAUCCGUGGCCUAUCUAUUGUUAGAGGAUUGCGAAGCCAACAUCAGUGUGUCCUUCGUUUCGGGAAAAGCCAGGGUUUCGCCCAAGAAAAUCGUUUCAAUCCCUAGAAUGGAGCUUAUUGCCGCCGUGCUUUCAGUAAAACAGAACAUUCACAUUGUGUCAGAGCUGGAGUACCAAAUCGACAAAGUACUAUACUAGACAGACAGUGUAACCGUGCUAAAGUAUAUAGCUAACACAAGCAAACGUUUCCAUAUGUUUGUCGCCAACAGAGUUGAGCUGAUUCUGGAGUCUUCAAGUCCUAGUCAAUGGCGUUUUGUGCCCACGUCAGUCAAUCCUGCCGACGACGGGUCAAGAGGUAUUUCAUUUCACCAAUUGAUCAAACAUUCGUCAUGGCUUACCAGCCCCCAAUUUCUAAGGACACUGUCCGAUGAAUGGCCCACUUCUCCUUAUAUCCCCGAAGUAAAGUCAGAUGAUCCAGACGGCCGAAAAGACACGAAAACUAUGGGAACAAUGGUGUCCGAAAAAGAGCCAAGUUUGAUUGAAAAGUUGGCCUGCAACUGCCACUCAUUCCAAAAGUUGGAAAGGGUGGUUUAUUAGAUAUUCGUUGCCGUCUCCCGGUUUGGAGGGCGGCAACAACCAGAUAAAACUAACGAGCAGCUGGAGACAGUUAUUUUCAGGAUGGUUCAACGAGAGUGGUUCAGCAAUGGGUUGAACGAGCUAGAAAAAAACGGCCAAGUCCGGCCGACCAGCAAACUAUCCAGUAUGAGUCCGAUGGUUGUCAACGGCCUGCUCAAGUCCAGAGGUCGUCUCCAAAACGCUUCAGCCUCAGACGACUUCAAGUUCUCAGUCAUUCUCCCCAAGGACUUGAGAGUUUGCGUGCUCAUUGUCCGAACCGCUCACCAAAGAUGUGGACACUUAGGAAGAGAAUACGUCCUCUCUGAGCUCAGACAAAAAUUGUGGAUCGUCGGAGCAAGUCAGUUGGUUCGGAGGGAAUUUUCAAAUUGUGUGACAUGCAAGAAGAUAAGAGGGAAAGCCAUUGAGCAAAUGAUGGCCGACCUCCCGGCCGACAGAGUUCAAGAAGCAAUGCCCUUUGAAAAUACCGGUGUGGAUUAUUUCGGUCCCUUUCUCGUUAAACGUGGCCGAAGCCAAGAAAAAAGAUAUGGGGUUAUGUUUACUUGUCUGUCCACUCGAGCUACGCACUUAGAAAUAGCUCAUUCCCUUAACACCGACUCGUUCAUUAACGCACUUCGAAGACUUAUUGCCCAACGAGACGCCGUGAAAGUCCUACGAUCAGAUAACGGCACAAAUUUCCACGGGUCAAAUAGAGAACUUAAAGACGAGAUCAAGAAACUUCAAGCCUCGCAAACAGACGUUUCCCAGUAUGGGAUUGAGUGGAAGUUCAAUGCCCCAGGGGCAUCGCAUCAUGGGGGGGCGUGGGAACGAAGUAUUCGCACUGCUCGACAGAUACUCCAAGCCCUACUACAGAACCAACACCAUGUCCUCUCUGAAGAAUGCCUCCAAACAGUUUUUUGCGAAGUGGAAGCAAUAAUGAACAGAAGGCCAUUGACUACUCCUUCCAACGACCCCAAUGACCUGGAAGCCCUUACACCAAACCAUCUUUUGAAUCUUCGAGGAGGCGAAACUCAUCUACUUUCCGACCAAGAUCAAACCCAUUUUGUUCGGUCACUGUGGAAAAGAAUCCAACAAUUGGCCGAUGUUUUCUGGUAUCGAUGGAAACGCGAGUACCUUGCGAACCUGAUGUCGAGACAGAAGUGGAUGAGCACAGUCCAAAAUCUCUGCCCAAGUGAUCUGGUCCUCUUUAUUGACAAUAGCCUGCCCAGAAAUCAAUGACUCAUGGGACGGGUCAUUCAGGGCCUCCCAGGAAAGGAUCGAAGGACACACGUGGCACAAACUCAAACAAAGAACGGUGUUCUCGUGCGACCUAUAUCUAAGCUCUGCCUGCUAUCAAAAUAUCAAGACGUAAACACAAAUUGAUGUCCGAACUCGCCGAUAUUCUCUCGUUCGAACAUGGUGGGUGGGAUGUUGCGGCCACCCUGGGCGUGAACAGGGAAUGGGUAGCUGAUGCGUUCCGUCCACGUGAAAAGAACACCCGAAGAUUGAGUGAACCAUUAAUACACGAUGUACGGCCUUGCGGAAACAAACUAUUGAAACUCUCAAUACAAUAAAGAGAACGUCUCAAUAUCGCUGUAACGAGCCAACAGGACGAGUCAUGCUUCCAAAGACUUCGAAUUUCGGGAAACAAAAGAAAGAAUUCCGAUCGUAUCAAGCCUAUCGUUCAAGUAAUGGUCCAUCGGCACUGCGGCCGUGUGCCAUAUGCAAAAGUCCGGAGCACUGGGCAAGUCAAUGCCCGCACCGAGCGACCUGAGGUGUUGUUUGCGAUUAGUUCAUUGGCCUCCUAAAGCUUGUUCUCGUGUUUAUUGUUUGAGAUGCUAGCAGUUAAAAAAAAAAUAAAAAAAAUGGUCUCUCUUCAAUUCCGAGGGUUUGAUUAUACCAUUAGGUGAACAAUAUUGGAGUACGUUUCCAAACCAUUUUUCAGACGGUGACAUCAUCGCUCAUUUCCAAGAUGAUGAAGAUCUUGGAAGCUAUUUCGAAACUCGAAAUAAAGCUAUUGAUCCAAGAGUGCCUGGGAGGAUUCACCAAUCUAUGUUCCGAAAUUAUUGGGUGAAUGUGCUGAAGGGGUCAGACAUGCAUCUAUCACUGCUAGCAGAGGGUUACAAACUACCUUUCGCCAGCCUACCACCAGUUUCUACGCUUAAAACAACUUUUCAGCUCGAUCACAUGAAAAUUUCGAUUUCGUCUGCAAGGCGAUAAAAAAUCACCUAGAGGUAGGGGCGAUUAAGCAAGUUCAUUAUAUCCCACACCUGGUAAUGCCUUUACAGGUAGUGGCACCUUUAGGCAAGAAAAAGCGGCUAAUCACUGAUCCAUCUCGCCAGCUCAAUCCAUAUUUACACAAACGAUCGGUAAAACUAGAAAAUUUACAUCGCAUUGCUGACUUGAUCCCCCAACAUUCUUGGUUUGGAGUAAUGGAACUAUCUUCGGGAUAUUAUCACAUUCGGAUUCACGAGCAGCAUCAAUCAUUCCUUGGUUUCAGUUGGGU